UUUGGAUAUCCGGUUGCAAAUUGGUAGUAUGUUCAAAUGUACUUAUGUACUUUAUGCAUUGAAUUAUGUAUUUCUUGCACAUUACACCUUAGUGAAUUGUUCCGUCUAAUAUGUCUUACGGCGUGAGUCUACCGUGCUUGAGGACGAAGCAAAAAAGAGCCAUGGAUUUGUUGGACUAUGAGUGGGGACUUUGGAAAUGUCUAGUAGAAGAGCUUGUGAACAACGAAGAGGCAGCAUGUUUAAGCACUGCAGUGCAGUGGUAUGAGAACGAGGUGAUGUCUAAGUAUGGCUGCCUGCCACAGUGGUCAGAAUUACUCACUUGUUUACAACAGGAGGAACCAGUCACUCAGAAUUGUGAACUUGAAUUUGUUCCUGUUUUCCAUACACUCUCCCCGGGACUAAAAUCAACUUUUCUACAGCUCUUGCUUCACUUCAGACAUAGAAUACCUACACUAGAGCUGGCCAAGUUUACCAAGGAAAUAGCCAGCAAUGUUUGUACCGAGUCCUGGCUUGAUGUGUACAUCAGAAUGCUUGCAGCUCAUUGUCAAUUGCUUGAUAGUGAUCUAUCUUCUGAAAGUGAGGUAGCCAAUGGAUAUGUUUUCACCUCAGAAAAUGAAAAACUAGCAUCUGAUGUAUGCCAGAAGUACACAUCCAACCACAGUCCAGAGACUUCAAUUGUCGUCCUUCACAGUAAAGAUGAAAAUCCCUCAAAAUCUCCUGAAGUGAUUGAUUUAAUAGAGGACGAUGAUUCAGAGGAACCAACCACAAAGAAAAUCAAAGUAUCAAAUGACAUUUUGAAACCAAAUAAAAUUUCGGAACCACUGGAUACAGAAACACAAGCUGAUUUGAUGAAGCUGAAAGAACAUUGGCAAACUGAAUACAAUGAUCUGCCGGAGGAGUUUAGUUUGUUUUAUACUUCAACACCCAGCCAGGUGGCAGAGUUCUGCACAUUUUUGAACCUUGAAAGUUUGACAGAAAGUGCUGUGAUAUGUGCCUGUCAGCAUCUACUGACAGUCAGUGAAAGCAUCAGCCAUGACAACAAUGUUCAGUUUCUUGAAUCAGCCCUAUUGCCAAAGCUCUUUGAUAGCUCAUCCAGACCAUUGUUAAAUCUUCUGAAAAGGCUUGGAGAAAAGCUCUCAAAACCACUCAUUGAUGGUGUUUUUGUUCAUCUUGUAAUGUCCAAGAAAUCUGGUUCCUCACAAACUGAUGUAAUAUGCAAGAUGAUGAGAAAUGCAUUGUCAGUUACAGAUCUUGUUUACUUUAUCAAAAAACUUAGCUGCACAGUACAGGACUUAUCAGAAGUUCAGUUGCCAAUUUUCCAGACACUUUUUGAACUUAAGAUUCCUCUUAAAAAGAAAGAUUUGUCACAAAUUUUGGAUGUACUGAAAAAGUCUGCAACAGAAUUUAAAAGAAAUUUGAAAUUUGGGAAGCUUGUCCUUGCCACUCUAAAUAUAUAUGGGGGACAGAUGGACAGAGAGCAUGUGUCAACCAUUCUGCAGAUAUUACAGUCUCACACAUCUUUCCUGAAAAAAUCUAUCGAGAUGGCUGUUAAGAAGCUUGGAAUCCAUUGAUGCUUGUAUUCAAUAAAAUGCCUAUUGAAAAAUAA
This is a messenger RNA of Ostrea edulis (European flat oyster), 1606 nucleotides long. RefSeq lists its product as uncharacterized. Gene Ontology annotation, biological process: interstrand cross-link repair. Gene Ontology annotation, cellular component: Fanconi anaemia nuclear complex. The transcript has 13 exons. Bases 111 to 1571 code for a protein of 486 amino acids. The record is from RefSeq and is a predicted model, not a curated record. Lineage: Eukaryota; Metazoa; Mollusca; Bivalvia; Ostreida; Ostreidae.